This is a messenger RNA of Centropristis striata (black sea bass), 1389 nucleotides long. RefSeq names its product toll-interleukin 1 receptor (TIR) domain containing adaptor protein (gene tirap). The record is from RefSeq and is a predicted model, not a curated record. Gene Ontology annotation, biological process: signal transduction. Lineage: Eukaryota; Metazoa; Chordata; Actinopteri; Perciformes; Serranidae. The transcript is spliced from 3 exons. Bases 151 to 957 code for a protein of 268 amino acids.
CAGUGAGCAUUUUCACUUUGUCCUUGUUGCACUCUUGCCUUCGGAUUAUGUCACAUUGUUGCAACAGUUAUUUGUUCAGCUACAAUCUCAAGUAAGUAAUGUGCGUGUAUAUGAGGCAAAGACGAUCCUUUUAAGCGAUGAGAUCAUACAAUGUUGAUUUACUGGAAGGAUUCUGGCGAGGCUUUGAACAGACAUGAUGACGUUUACAACAUGCAUGGCUGGAUCCAGAAACUCUUUAAAUCAAGAGCAUCUUCACAUUGUGAACAAGAGGCAAAAUCUACAAAAAAUUCAGUGUCUUCCUCUGCAUCAUCGUGCUCUUCUUCGUCAUCAUCAUCACCUGGGAAAACCCCAUCGAAACCACUUAAGCCAGAGGCUGCUCUGAGCUCACUGCUGCGACUAAGAUUAAAGUAUGACGUGUUUGUGUGCCACAGCUCUGUACACAGUGACACUGAAGAAGCUGAACGAUUGGUUUCUUUCCUAGAGGCUUCACCCCGCAGUCUACGGUGCUUUCUGUUGCAUAGGGAUAACAAUCCAGGAGGGGCAAUCUGCACAGAGUUAUGUGAGGCUGUGCAGAACAGCCAUACACGAGCUCUGCUUAUCACUCCUAACUUCCUGCAGGAUGAAUGGUGCAAGUAUAUGAUGUACCAGGUUCUGGCAGAGGCACCUAUGUCCAAUCGGAUUAUCCCCUUGAUUCAGAACCUGUCGCACUCUCAGUAUCCUCAGGAAUUGAGGUUCUACUACUACAUUGACCUGAGCAAGAACACUGACCGAGGUUAUAACCUUGUGAACAAGACUGUGAUCAACUACCUGAUAGAGCUGGUUAAAAAGGACAGCAUGGACAGCUCUAGCAAUGGACUAAGUGGAGAAGACAGCCCCCAAAAAGACAAGCCAAUGUCAAAGUCUGACCCCGCUGAGAUUUCAAUACCACUGGAAGUUAUAGAGACAAAGCUUCAGUGACGUUUGCUGUCACCAUCAACAGUAAUUAGACUCUGAUGAAGGGUAAAGGCUCUGAAUGGAAAACGACUGAACCAACUUGGUUGCGUGUGUGUGGGAAAGGAUGUUCAUACAGUGAACAGGAAACAGCUGAAGCCCAGCAGCGUCGGGUCUUUUUUCCUGUAUCAGAUCUAGAGAAGUACUGUAAGUGCUGACCUAGUUAACAAUAACUACUGUUAAUAAGCACAUAUGAUGGCCAUUUCCCUUCAUAGUCUCAGCUUGAUACACGCAAUUCAAUUCAACUGCAGUCCAUAAUUUAAGUUUACAACAAAGGGCACUUCAAUGUCAUAAAUGCAUGAGAAGUAAAAAAUGACAGUUUACUGGAAUAGGUUGUAAAUAUUGCGAUACAAAGUUUACCCAGUAGGUGGUGUAUUUCCCUUUUCUAUCCUGUCAACA